GCGCGUGAGCCGAGUGCUGCGGCCUCGGCUGGUUUGAGGGGACUGUAGGUGACGCUCUCAGUGUAUAUUUUUGACGUGGCGGCUACGUAUCAGCACAGCCAUCCACUCCUAGCGCACCGUAAUCUGUGACGAGUAAAACUACGUAAGUGGAAACAGCUGAAUGCAUCUGAAGCUCGAAAAUGACAGGAUGUCAUUGCUGUCUACAUAGCUGAGUUUAAAAAAAAGUCUGUGGAAAUUCAAAGUGGAAAUAGUAAAUAGUUGGAGAUCCAUUGAAACUGCUUCAAUUUUGGAAGCACAGGGCAAAUGACCAUGGAAUCAGUUGUUGAAUCUCAUCAAGAUGGCAGUGUGACAGAUUCAGUGACAGAUAGUGAAUCUAUCCAGUUACAAGCUCAGAAUUCCCAGACACAGAUCCCCACCAUUGCACAGGUAUCUGUGGCUGGUAGUCAAGUUGCAUCAGGAUCUCCAGCUGUAACUGUUGUACAGUUGCCUUCUGGUCAGACUGUACAGGUCCAAGGAGUAAUUCAAACUGCUCAGCCCUCUGUGAUUCAGUCACCACAGAUACAAACUGUUCAGGUAGCUACAAUAGCAGAAACGGAUGAAUCUGGAGAUUCUGCUGAGGUUGUAACUGACUCCCAAAAACGAAGAGAAAUCCUAUCCAGACGACCAUCUUAUCGAAAAAUCCUAAAUGAAUUGUCUUCUGAUGCGCCUGGUGUUCCAAAGAUUGAUGAAGAAAAAUCUGAGGAAGAAGGAGCAACAGCUGCUAUCACUACAAUGGCAGUACCAACUUCUAUCUACCAGACAAGUACUGGCCAAUACAUCGCAAUCGCUCAAGGUGGAACUAUUCAGAUUGCAAAUCCAGGAGCUGACGGUGUGCAAGGAUUGCAGACACUGACCAUGACAAAUGCAGGAACACCUCAGCCUGGGGCAACUAUUGUGCAAUAUGCUACACAGUCAAGUGAUGGGACACAACAGUUCUUUGUUCCAGGCAGCCAAGUCGUCGUUCAAGCUGCAACUGGAGAUAUGCCAACUUACCAAAUCCGGACUCCAACUACCACCCUACCUCAGGGAGUAGUGAUGGCAACUUCGCCUGGAACAUUGCAUAGUCCGCAACAACUUGCAGAAGAGGCAACCCGUAAACGGGAACUAAGGCUAAUGAAAAACAGGGAGGCUGCCAAAGAAUGUCGACGUCGAAAAAAAGAAUAUGUAAAGUGUCUGGAAAGCCGUGUUGCAGUGCUGGAAACCCAAAACAAGCAGCUAAUCGAGGAACUCAAAACUUUGAAAGAACUUUAUUGUGAUAAAUCAGAGUAGUAUUUGUAAUAUGAGUCCUGACCAGUUUGAUGUCUACAGCAUCUUUCUUUGAAGAUAAAGCCUCUGCAGCUUCAGACUGCUUUUUUUAUUUUUUGCUUUGCAAAACUACGUAGAAAACAUUGGAACCUUUAACAUGUAACAUUUCUCAAAAGUUAUUCACAGUAAUAUAUUUUGUUAAGUGUUUGUUGUAUAACUGAAAUAUGUGGGGAAAAAUGAACAAAAAAAAACUUUUGUAAAAACAAUUAGUUCAAUGUAUAUACAUAUACUGUACCCUGUUACAAUGUAAUGCAGUACUUGCUAAGUUCUAUUUGUUAAGCAUUUGCAUUUAAGAUUUUUAUGUGUUGCUCAUAUGCUAUCCUGAAGACACAUGUAAUAUUAUUUUUACACGUGUUUAUUGCUUUUAGUACCCUAUUAAAUUUGAAAUUAAAAUAGAAAAGUAUGCAAGGCAAUUGAAUUAAAUAAUUCAGAAAAUUUGACCUAUAUAGAAAGCAUCUACCUUUGAAAGAGGGAAUUUAGAAAGGAAAAUGUAUGUUAUUGAUUAAUUAUAUGUAAAGAGAGUGUUAUAUUCAGUAGCAUUGCAAAAACAAAUGGAAUUUAUAGUUAAUUUCUGACUUUCUUUUAUACAUUUUUGUGAAAUGUAGCAUUGUACUACUGUCAGUUUAUGCUUAUGUAGUUCGAGAAUCAAAAAUGAAUUUUAAUAGAACCACAUUGGUUAAAAAACACAUUUCUUGUUGUUACUUGUAUUUAAAAAAUGUUCAACUUUAGUUGCCUUAAUAAGUAAGCCAUCUUUUGAAGAAACCAUUUUGAUUCUGGUAAUCACCUAUCAAGAAUGAAAUGUGUGUAUUCAACUUAACCUCUGUCUCUUACCCCCUCCCCCACCCCAUGAGUUUACACCUAAUAACAUGGAAUUUAUUUUAAUUGGCUGUGAAAUUUAUUCUACUGUAAGUUUUUUUGUAAUACACAUGUGCUUAAAAGAUUUCAAUAUUAUUUCAAUGUAGCUUUCCUGACCAGAUAUAAAAUAGGAAUUCAAAUUUUUAAUUUCUCCAUGGACUAUUAUGUAAAUUUGGUUAUGUUUAAGUUCUUUGUAGUAAUAGAAUUAAUUCCCCUGUAGAGGAAAAUUAUAUUUAGGGGCCCUGUUUUCUAAAAUACUCAAUUGGUAUUGGAUUAUAUUCACAAAUUACAAUAUUACUUUUCUUUCUGUAAAUAGGAAGUUUGCAGUUUCUGUGACUAGAUAAGAUUUUUUUUUAAGUUACUGUAUCAUUCUUUCCACUACUUCAUUUGGACAUCGUUAUUCUUUAAACUGCUAAGUCAAUGCUGCACCCUUCCAGAUGUUUUUCUAUCAUCUGAAGAUUCUGAUGAUAUUUUGAAGUAGCCGUUACAUUUAUUAUAUGCCUCUUGGAACACCAACAUUUUCUGAUGUUGAACAUGGCAGUGUCUGCUGGAUUCUUCUAUUUAGAAUUGACAGUAAGUUCAGAAAAAAUUACUUUCUACUCUUUGUCUUACUCAUUGAAUUCUGCUUCUUGGUAAACUGUAUUCUGUUCAGCAGCUCACUCUUAUAUCCUGGAAAAAGAGAGGGGGAAUAUUCAAGUGCUAAACAUAUAAUUAUGUGUCUUGUUUUGCAGAGCUAUAUUUUAUCUCAUCCAAUUGUUACUCAUAAACUUAUAAAUAAGUUUAAGAAUUUGUAAAUAUUGUGCAUUUGAAUUAAUCUUAUUUGUUAAGGUGCAUCCUUCACUAUUACCAAAUGAAAUACUGUAUUCAACAAGCAAGUUCAGGCAAGGUGAUCAUCUUUUUAGUCUUGAAAAUGAACGUGAUUACAAUUUUUUGAGUUCUAAAAUUGUGAGCAUGGCAA
This is a messenger RNA of Mobula hypostoma (lesser devil ray), 3157 nucleotides long. Its product is annotated as cAMP-responsive element modulator-like. Gene Ontology annotation, molecular function: protein binding; RNA polymerase II cis-regulatory region sequence-specific DNA binding; DNA-binding transcription factor activity, RNA polymerase II-specific. The transcript is spliced from 9 exons. The record is from RefSeq and is a predicted model, not a curated record. Gene Ontology annotation, biological process: regulation of transcription by RNA polymerase II. NCBI's taxonomy places the organism in Eukaryota, Metazoa, Chordata, Chondrichthyes, Myliobatiformes, Myliobatidae. The coding region runs from base 304 to 1308 and encodes 334 amino acids. Gene Ontology annotation, cellular component: nucleus; ATF4-CREB1 transcription factor complex.